This is a messenger RNA of Dinoponera quadriceps, 1053 nucleotides long. RefSeq names its product nuclear receptor subfamily 2 group E member 1 (gene Hr83). NCBI's taxonomy places the organism in Eukaryota, Metazoa, Arthropoda, Insecta, Hymenoptera, Formicidae. The record is from RefSeq and is a predicted model, not a curated record. Bases 1 to 1053 code for a protein of 350 amino acids. Gene Ontology annotation, molecular function: nuclear receptor activity; RNA polymerase II cis-regulatory region sequence-specific DNA binding; zinc ion binding. Gene Ontology annotation, biological process: regulation of transcription by RNA polymerase II; anatomical structure development; cell differentiation. The transcript has 5 exons.
AUGUUUCUCGCGACAGGUAGAACUUUGCCUACACCGGUUUCCUGUAAAGUAUGCGGCGACCGAUCGUACGGGAAACAUUAUGGUGUUUAUUGCUGCGACGGCUGCUCGUGCUUCUUCAAGCGAUCUGUGCGCCGAGGUGCCCUCUUCACCUGUAUAGCUACGGGCUCUUGUACCGUUGCGAAAGCUACACGAAAUUUCUGUCCGCAUUGUCGUCUAAAGAAAUGUUUCUCCGUCGGCAUGAACACGGCAGCGGUACAGGAAGAAAGAGGGCCGCGAAUUCGAAGUAACGCGCUAUCGAGCCCGCACAAUUCUAACACCGUCUGGAAGCCUAAAGUUGACCCAGUGGGAACUCUCUAUGCUCGAUUCAACAGCUCCGAGGUGUAUUUGCCUUUCAAGAACUCCACGUUGAACAAUACUUUACUGAUGAAGACGAUACAAGCGUCCGACACCAGGGAGGAGAUCAUCUUUCCCGUCUUGUCGCGCCAGAUACAACCGAGGAUUAUAUCGCCUGGAACGACCAUACAGUAUGAGAUCUCCGCGCAGAUAUUCCUGGCUGCCGUUCAGAGUGCCCGUCGACAUCGAGACUUCUCGGUGCUGGACGUGGAAGAGCAAAAUAAGAUUCUCCGUCGUGGCUGGUCCGCCCUUUUCAUUUUGCGUGCGGCCACGUGGCCGGUCGACAUAAUGAAUAUACGUGGGCAAAACGCGACUACUAACGACGGUGCAUCGGCUUAUCUAAUCGCGGCGCGCAUUGCAAUUGCGAAACUGCAGCUCGACGACGUCGAACUGUGCAUUUUGGACACGUUCGUGCUGUGUCGACCCGAAAUCACUAAUACCGCGGACAGCUUUCGUAUAAUGUCGCGGGCGAGAGACAACGCCAUGGAGGCUCUGAUUCGGCAUCAUCAGCAUCGAGACGAUCGUGACGCCAAAUUGAUCAGGAUCCUAUUUGUCUUACCUAUACUUACCGGAUGCUGUCCUCGAGAAUUGGCUGGAGAACUAUUCGCACCAAUUAUCGACGAUGCGGACAUGGAGAGAGUCAUCGCGUCUGUACGAUGA